AUGCUUAUUAAACAAUUUUUCCCUAAACAUAUCAAAUCAAUUUUUUUCAGAAAAUUCACAACAACUGAUACUCCAAAGAAUUAUUAUGCAGUUCUUAAUAUACCAGAGAAAUCCACAGAAUUAGAAAUUCGCCAAGCAUAUUUGAGGUUAGUUAAAAAGCAUCACCCUGAUUGCCCUGCAGGUAAUUCUGAAAAAUUCAAGCAAGUAAAUGAAGCAUAUAAAAUCCUUACUCUCCUUUAAGAUCGUACGAAAUUUUAUACUCGCUCUUAAAGGGGCUAAAUAUAUUAUUAUCAUAAAAUUAUGUAUUAAAUCGGAAUUUAAAAGAAUUUUAAUAUAUUUGAUAAGAAAAUCUUUAUUUAAUUUAUAAUAUUUUUUUUAGAAUGCAGACAAUCUAUAAUUUAAUAGAACUAGCUAGCAAAUCUCAUUAUAUCAAUUAUAUAUAUUUUAUAAAAAAAUAUAUUUAAUAAAAUAAUUUUUUGCUCACUCUUAAAGGGUUAAAUUCCCAAAAUUUUUUUGUUUAUUCUGAAAGGAGGAAUGUUAGCGAUAAGUCACUUCGCUCUCUAUAUGACUCUGGCAACUUUUAUCCAAAAGGAAUUAAAACAAAUAAUCGAGACCCUUACAAGAAUUCCCAAGACCAAAAAAAUCUGCAUGAAGAAUGACUCAGACAAAAAGAAAAACGAUCUAAAAAAUCUGAAGAAAGGCAGAAUAUUUAUUAUAAUGGUAAAAGCAUCGAUGAGAUUUUUAAACAAGAAAAAGAAAGGCAAAGAAAAUAUCAAAUGCUUAUAAGAGAUCACAAUAAAGAAGAAAAACAUACUUGGCUUAGCGAUACUUUUGCUGUUAUUUAUACAAUUGUAGUUACAGGGUUAAUUUUUUACACAGUUUAUCUUAUAGUAAACAAUGUAAGACAACGAAAAAAAAUUGAGGAAAAUUUGCACAGCAUUAAAAUGUGGAAAUUACAAAAAGAAAUAGAGAGACUCAAAGAAAUUAACCAGUCUCAAAGUGAGACUAUAGAUAAACCAUCAUAA
Blepharisma stoltei is the source of this 1025-nucleotide messenger RNA. The record is from the annotation of a GenBank genome assembly. Lineage: Eukaryota; Ciliophora; Heterotrichea; Heterotrichida; Blepharismidae.